This is a messenger RNA of Acanthamoeba castellanii str. Neff, 2172 nucleotides long. RefSeq lists its product as uncharacterized. NCBI's taxonomy places the organism in Eukaryota, Discosea, Longamoebia, Acanthamoebidae. The transcript is spliced from 8 exons. The record is from RefSeq and is a predicted model, not a curated record. Bases 1 to 2172 code for a protein of 723 amino acids.
AUGCGAUUUCGGUGGGGACCCUCGUAUAACGCCCAAUCACCGACAGACAACGCCCUUGCCGGCGUUGACUGCGUGGACAUCGAGCGCAAGCGGCCCGGUCGGCCCAAGGGCGGCAAGUCAAAGUCGCUCGAGAACGGGCUAACCACCAUCAGCAUCAAGAAGGCUCGGCUGGACGGGCCGGCGUCGGUGUCAGGAGCGGCUCCCACCGACAGCGCGCCAGGAACUGGAUCAGGCACGACAGCUGGUCCCACUUCAACAUCAUCAUCAUCAUCAACAGCAGCAACAGCGACAAAGCAGGAGCCUGCCGCUACUGCUACUCAGCCGCAUCAACCACCAGCUGCACACACCGCGCAGUCGCCUGCGCAGCCGACGCUUCGACCACUUCGGCAGACGUCCGUCCCGCCGGCGCGCUUCCCCAACCUCGCCUCCGCCUUCACCCCGCUCGCCAAGGUGGCCAUCUCCCUGCCGCCGCUCUCCUCCUCCGACCACCCGCUGCCGCUGCCGAUGCCCAAGUUCCCCCUCCCGCCGUUCAACAGCACAUUCGCCUCUUCCGCCUCCGCCGCCUCUUCUUCCUCCACCACCUCGUCGCCAUCACCAUCCGGCACCGGCGCUCAGCCUCGGCAGACCCCGCUGGCAACUGCAGCCACCGCUCGUCCGUUCCUUCCCAACUUCCCUCCGCCCCUGCGGUUACCGCUGGCCACGAGCGCCGGCGCGACGCCCAUGGGCGAGGCCGGCAAGCUCUCGCGAGGCCUGAAGGACGUCGAGGCGCCGAUGCUUGGCAAGGGGGCAGCGGCGGCGGCGGACCACCUGGGCAAGGCCAACUCGAAUCCCUACCUCGAGUCGCUGCUCUCGUUCCUGGUCGAGGAGGUCAAGGACCUGAAGCAGACCAACACCAGCAUGAAGGACGAGUUCCGACGGACGGUGAAGAAGCUCAAGAACGACAUCGGCCAGCUGCAGGAGACACAGCAUCGCAUGGACAAGGAGCGACGAGAGCUCGAGGACCGAUUAGCCGCCCUCUCCUCAGGCACGACGCCGUACAGCCAGCCGGCGCCCAAACAGCCCUCCUUCUCCUCGCCUCGGUCUCCCUGCGCCACGUCAUCUCCCUCCAACUCCUUUGCUUCUUCGUCUGAGAUCCUUUCCAGCUUCCCCUUCCUUUCCUCCUAUAACCUGGCAUCGAGCGACGUUCCCUUUGUUGUGACCGACCUCAACAAACCGUUUUUGGCCGUGCGGACGAUGGACUCGGCUGUGGGCGAGGAGAGCAACCCGCCCAUGGUCAUCGCCGCCAACCCGCCGUUCUGCCAGCUCAUCAACUACUCCUUACACGAGCUGCUCGGAUGUCCGCUGUCGAAGAUCAUCGUGCCCGACGAGAAGAUCAAGAAGCAGUUCCUCCCCGUCCUGUACAACAGGACCAGCUCCCUGAUCAGCGACAUUGUCCCUCUCUCGCCUCUAUGCGUACCCAAGGAUGGAAAGAUGAUCAGACUCUCUUCACGCAUCCAACUCUUCUUCUCCGAAAACGGAGUGAUACGAUGGACGGUGACGGUCAUCGAGGGGAUCGAAGAGGCGCCCGCCUCGGCCGAAGCGCCCAUGACCUGGCUGCCCGGGCUGCCCAAGUGGUGGUCCGCCUACUCCAACAUGGCGAGCAGCGGCCCUCUGCCGCUGGCCACGCUGCGCGCCUCCCUGCCGCCCAACAACCGAUUGGCUCCGAGCCAGCAGCAGCCCGGCGCCCCGGUCGCCACGACCUCCACGACGACCAACGGCGGCGACGCGCACAGCAAGGACCCCGCGGCGGCGGUCAGGGCGGGUGGCGCCCAGGUGACAGGCAAGCGCAAGCUGGGCGAUCGAUCGUACGACCUGGGCGAGCUGCUCUCCAACUUCGCGGCGCCGAUCCCCUCGCCGCCCGUGGGCACCGGCGACUUCGCGUGGCUCCUCAAGGACGGCGUCGGCGGCGGCCUCGUCUACGCGGGGAGCUCUGGCGGCCAGCGAGGAGGACCGCUCGACGCACAACAACAACAGCCUUGGCUCCCGGACUUUGGCAAGAAGGCGCUCUCUUCGUCGUCUUCGCCGGGCGGCCUCGAGCAGCACCGCCCGUCAGCCGCGGCACCACCGGGAGCGCGGGGCGGUGCUGGUGGUGCGGGCGGUCUGCCCCGACUGGGCACCCUCAAGCCCUGGUAG